CCUUGCUGAGAUUCAGAGUCGGCAGCGUGACUCUCCCUUGCGCCUAUUCUUGGUGGUAUGUCCUCACGGUCUGUUGUGUUUGGAUACCCUGACAACUAGAAGCUGGGAGGUAGCUACUUUCCAGUCUGCCGCCUCUCUGAACCCCCAGUGACACGAUGCCCAAGAGGGAUCAGGAGAGGGACCUGGAGUUGGAUAAGAAGAUCGAGGCUCUCCGCAGGAAGAAUGAAGCGCUCAUGAAGAGGUACAAGGAGGUGGAGGAGGACAGAAAAAGGGCAGAAGAGGAAGGAAUGGCGCUGCAGAGCCGCAAAGGCAAAGCUGAUGAUCUUACCAUCACAAUCAGCAAGUCAACCAGCCAGGAUAACCGUGUGGUGGUGACAAAGGCUUUUAGUGGCAGUUCACCAGCUGGGAAAGGACAGCAGGAGGCCGGAAUCGACAGGGGGGAAGAAGGCCCUCCACAGGCUGCUGGCCGAGGCCACAGGAAGCAGCUAACGGUCACCAUGGCUGGCAAAAAGGGUAAGAGGGUGGUGAGUGAGAGGCUGGAGAAGAGGCCUGGCCCUGCGGACAUCAAGAGCCCUACAGAUGACGGACAGACGAAACGUGUGGAGUCAGCGGGGAGGGGGAAGCAGCCACCUCACGUGACCAAGAGAGACACAGCAGCGCAGGAUGAGGUUAAACAAGGGCAGAAGCACACUGAGGAGCAUCACAGGCUUUCAGAGCAAUGCCAGGAGCCUGAGAGCCCACAGGCCAGCACAGACCUCAACAUCCCCACGUCGAAAGAGGAGCAGGAGGAGUAUCUGCGGUGGAAGAAAGAGCGUGAGCAGAUUGACAGGGAGAGAGUGGCACGUCACAAAAAUGCCAAGGGCCAGUGGAGACGGGCGUGGGACAUGGACAAAACCGAGAACAUCUCUGCUUUUAGGUUUUCAGACAAAUCCCUCCCUGACAGAGACUGGGGGCCUUCUAGCAGAGGUGGACGAAAUGCUAGACGAGGACAAUCCAGGGCGGGUGCUGAGUCAAGAGGUCACGAGAAGCGAGGCAAAGACAAGGGAACUAAAAAUGUGCUGGUGAUGAGCAGUAAAGCAAAAGGCAUAGAUCGUCUGACUGGGAGAGCCAGGAGAUGGCAGGCAAAUGAAGACGAAGAGAACCUACAGACGUCUGACACAACAUUAGAGGAAUUCUUGGAGGAAUUCGACGCCCUCACAGAUGCUGAGGUAGAAGAUCUGAAAGAUCACGACUCAAAACUGAAGCUGUCGCCCAGCCCAGAUUCACUGAGUGCAUCUGAGGAGGUGAGUGGAUCCACUGCUCCCGUGCCAGCUGCUACCCUGAGAGAGGACACCCCCACUCAGGGGAAGGCAGAGACCUCGUCCCCUCGGGGUUCAGAGAAAAAAGUACACUUCUCGGAAGAACUCGUCCAGGGCACUCACACAAAGCAAACCACAGGCUCCCAGGACUCUGCCAGCUCAGAAUCAAGAAGUCUGAGCUUCUUAAAAGCUUCCUCACCUAAAAAAACCCAACCUGAAGUGCAAAGGCCACAUCAGCCUCUUGAAAGUGCCCAGCAGGAUGAUGGUAGUCCUCAGGAUCAAGGAGGUGGUCCGUCUGCUCCUCCUGUUGCCCAGCAGCAGGCCUCUGAAACCGAAUGUACUAAAAAAGACAGCACCCCCUCCACAGCUCCGAGCUCCCUCUCCCCUGAAAAAGCCUGUGCCUCUCUACAGGAGACCUCUGUCCAGCCUGUAGAGCUUGCCAAGUGCAACAUCAGCAACACAAACACAGAGGAACUAAUAGAGUCUGGUCUGUCAGUCCUGAGCCUGGAGUCAGGAGAGACACACCCAACACACUCCACCAGCAGUGACAAGGCAAGAGAGCAUGGGAAGAUUGUUUGAUUGACAUUUUUGGGAUGUAAAUACUGAAGCCAAAUCACAGUAACACAGAGCCUUGCCUCUUUGUUUUUGGAUGCAUCAUUUUGCUUCAGGUAUCUCACUUGAGAUACCCUGUUUAUGGCUUACACACAAAACCAUGGUUUAAUUUUGCUGUGGCGUGUCCCACUUGUGGAAGUUUUCCAAUAUCUAAAAUUUGACGAAGGAAUGGUUUUGCCUGCAAAAUCAAAUAUUUUUUACAUCCAAGCACUUUAUGAGUAUUAAAGUACGUGUGCUGACAUACUAUUCAGUAUGUUUGUAUGCUGCUUGAGUGCAAUAUCAUUGAAUGUUUACAUUUGUAUGAAAAUUUCAAGCUACAUAUCAGGAGGCUAGCUAAUCAAUUACACAUAGGUAGCCCUUGAAAAUAAACUUAAUAAACAGCCACAGUCAAAUUAUCUAGUGCCUGACUCUUCCUCAGAGGUAUUUUCAAUAAAUGAAAGGAAGCCUGUAUUAUAUGACAAUAGAUUAGUGACAGACCUACAGUAGAGUCUGUAUUUCUACACUCAAAACUUGUGAGUAGAUAUUAUUUAUUAACUGCUUCCAGCAUCAGUCACAAAUUGCUAAUCAAUACAUUAUUGAAGGGCACAUUUGAGACUCAUUGUCUUAUUGGCCACUGACCAAGACAUUUCUAAAAUAUCACUAGUGACAUAAAUGUUUUUGUUAUUAAGAACAUUUAAAGGGCCACUCUUCUUCUGUGACUCUGGAGGAGCUUAAUAAAGUCUGACAUAAUAACCCUGAUGAUGUUAUAUUGAUGUCAUAUCACAAAAUGAUCAUGAAACGUCAACGAUACAAACUCGGGGUGUGAUGUUUUCCCGACAGAGAUGAUCUAACAAAGAAAUGCUAUCAAGUUGGAUUAUGGGAAAUGAAGUAUCCAGUGUUUUUGGAACUUGACCCAUACUAGGGACUAAAAGUCAGGAUGUUUUAGGCUACAUAGAUUUAGGCUAUUCUUAUUGUAAUCUGUCUCUCCAAUUUCAUCGAGGUAGAUUUAGAAAUUGAUAGAGUGCCCCUUUAAUUUUAGUCAGCUAAUAGGAGAAUCCACAUUACUGAUAUGAAAAUAUGUGGCUGUUUUAAAAAGUAAUCAGUGACACUGUGGCACCAAAAUCUCAAACUUGCCCUUUAACACAUUGUUAUUGUUUUAGAGUUUAUUUACAGCUGGAUCCCAAUUAUCUAGUCUUCCGCAGACUGACAGACAGACAGAUCUGCUUCUAAGCAUUUAAUAUGUAAUUGUAAUGUAUGCCUGUAGUUUCUCAAAUUUAAACAAUAGACAGAGAUAUGAAAUCGAAAAGACUAAUCACAAACUAAAUUUGGGAAGUACAUUACUUUCUGUAAUAGUUUGCUCAUGCUGUUUUUAAGCACCCAGUGUUAAAGAGUCCAGGUACAUAACAGCCUCCAACCUUGUUCUCUGUUAAGGCCCCUGUGGGGCCGACACUCUUGAGAUGUUGAAAAUAUCCAGGUCCACGAGCGUUCAGCCUUUAAUUCACAGUCAAAACACUGGGAUUCAGCUGUUAUUCCCCUUCAGCUUUGUUUUGUAAUUUGUUCUCUCACGAAAGACAACUAAUAUUUUUUGAAAGGCUUAAUUAAGAAUUUAGCCAGUUGUUGUGCCUUGCAUAUUGGCUUCUUCAUAUACUGAAGGUGUACCUUUAUGUCAUGCUUUGUAUCAUAACAUACAGUAGUGUUAAAUGUACUGUACUAACAGUGCAACUUCACUAUUGAUUUUAUUUAUUUGCCUCUCCAUUUGGACAACAGAAUGUUAACUAGAAGGAUUUUUGCAAUUCUAAAACAAUGUUUAUGUGCAUUAUAGUAGCUGUUUAUUCUCUGUGACAUGUAUGGAUUUGUUUGUAUUUAUUUAUUGCCAAUUAUUUUAUUAUUGGUAUCAAGUGGCAACUAUAAUGAGAAGCCUUACAAGAACUCCUCAAAGAAGUUUUUGGCUUUUGUCAACGCUACAGUAUAGUAAACAGUUAUGUAACCAGUCAGUAGAGAACAUAGUGGACAUGCUCUGAGCUGCAGGGCCUGGUCUGCUUAAACUGUGGUUACAUAAAAAUCAUCAGGAAUCUACUAGAAGCACACUGGGAAAAUCAAGACACGAGUCACACGGUUUGAGGCCCGUCCAGCCAUCAAGAAGGAUGUUGUGCUGUUUUGAAAAUGGGCCUUAUUCUAUAUUAUAUAUGGAAUUUUAAUGGAUGGUAAAUGAAACAUCUGUUGGAAAAUACAGAUUACCUCUGAAAUAUUUAAAAUUCCCUGUAUGAAAUUUAGGACCUACAACCAUAGAGAAGUUGUACAUUUGUCCUUGUUUAGCACUUCAUUUAGUUAGUAGACAUCUGCAUUGUCCCCUCGCUUAAAUGUCACAUUCAAGGGGUGGUUACAAUUGUCUUGCUCCACUUGGGUGUCCACUGCUGUCCUCCAUGUUUUCACAUACUUUCAUGAUGAAGGAAUGAUUGUGAGUGCUCGUGUAUGAGCGUGUGUCAAGGUGUGAUCCCAGCUUUUUACCGUUCAUAGUGCUCAUGCUAAUUAAAAUCUGUGUGCAACAUAGCUUCAUUUACUGUAGAACCGUUUGGAAGGAGUCAUACAGACUAUCAAUAAAGUUUUUCUGUAUUUCAAACUCAAA
This is a messenger RNA of Morone saxatilis (striped sea-bass), 4515 nucleotides long. RefSeq names its product coiled-coil domain-containing protein 9B. The coding region runs from base 156 to 1877 and encodes 573 amino acids. The transcript is spliced from 14 exons. NCBI's taxonomy places the organism in Eukaryota, Metazoa, Chordata, Actinopteri, Moronidae. The record is from RefSeq and is a predicted model, not a curated record.